AUGCAACACAACUCAGUGGGUCCCUCCUCGUCGUCGUCCCGUAAGACUACCGUAACCAGUACAACAACCGUCACGGGCGGUUCCGUCCACCACGGUUCCGUCCAUCUUCAUCACCGAUCCUCGAACAAUGGAUUCACGACGUCACGUACUCCACUGAAUCGUCAUAUGGAAAUGGAUAUGGGAAAAAUGUUCUCCGCAAUGGAGAAGGGACACAAAGUGUGCAAGAUUGCCGUGCUCAAGAAAUGGGACCCGGCGUAUAAAAUGUUGACGUUGGAACGGAAUUCGCGACAGAUAUUACUGACAAAGUUGGAGGUGUCGGCGGUUAGAAACAAACCCACCAUCCUCGACAUUCGACAAAUCCGUGAGGUUCAAACCCUUCAAUACAAGCUAAACACGAUAAAAGUCGACGACAAAUGGAAAAAAGACCGCGAAAUCUCGACGUUCGAGCCAAAAGCCAUCUUGGUGAUUUCCUACGGAAUGGCCUUUGCCUUAUCGAAUUGGAUUUUGUUGUUCGAAACCGAAGACGCGUGUAAACUAUGGUCGAACGGACUACACAAUCUGAUGAUGGAUACCAGAGAUCGAGACUCCUCCCCCCAUCCGCUAAGAAUUGAGAGAUUCCUGCAUAAACACUUUUUGAGUUUGAUGUCACCCGCUAAUGAUGCCGUCGCUCGAAAACACAUGAAGCCCUUUGUCCAAACGUCGCUCCAAUUCAAAGUGCAAUCCGAUCAACUUCAACAAGUUACCGAGGAUCAAAUGGACUUUGAUCAGUUCAGCUAUGCCAGUCGACAGCUUAUUCACGUGCCCGAGCUAUUCUCGUCCCGAUUCGCAGACCUCGCCGAGAAGCACGACCGUAAGGGUCUCGUCGUGAGCUUCCAGAAUUUUUUGCGCUUUUUGGAUGGCAAACAGUUUGACGAUAUGGCGUCGAAUCGGACACGCGCUCUUGAGUUUUUGAAUCGAUAUUUUCACGAGGAUCAGGCGUAUUAUGGAGCGAGCCAGGAGCCGUCGAUGACUGUUUUAGAGUUUUGCGAUUUCCUUUUUUCCCGCGAAAAUUCGUUGUGGGACCCGACGAACGAGAAGGUCACACAUGAUAUGAGCCGCCCGUUGUCACAUUAUUGGAUUGCAAGCUCUCAUAAUACAUACCUUACGGGAGACCAGUUGCGUUCCGAGUCCUCCUUGGAUUGCUAUGCUCAAGCACUGCUGAUGGGUUGCAGGUGUAUUGAGUUAGACUGCUGGGAUGGUCAAAAAAAGCCGGGAAGCGCCGAGUUCAUCGACAUCGUCAUCUACCACGGCUACACAAUGACGUCGAAAAUUUUGCUCCGUGACGUCCUCCACGUCAUCAAACACUACGCCUUCGUCACUUCAGAAUACCCGGUGAUCCUCUCAAUCGAGGAUAACUGCUCAGUACCCGCGCAACGUCUUCUGGCUCAAGAGUUGAAGGACAUUCUCGGAGAGUACUUGUUGACGCAGCCAGCGAAUCGCGAGGAGAAGAUGUUGCCGUCGCCGGCGGCGUUGAAGAAGAAAAUUAUUGUGAAACAUAAGAAGUUGCCGGUGGAGAGCGAAGAUUUGGCGGCAGUGGUGAAGACUGAUGAGUUCCAAGACACCGAAAUAAUCGCCCGUGAAUGCGUCAAAAAAGGAAUUCUCUCAAUCCGCAACAACAACAGCCACGAAUGGACGUCCCACGUGUUCAUCCUGUUCCCCGACCGUCUCUGCUACCUAAUCGAGACCGCCGACCCCGACAACUCAAGUGACGACACCGUAUCGGUAUCGGGUGACGAGGAGCGAGAAGAGGAGACGCCGUCUGGAUUCGGUGUGAAGCCUGAAGAGAUGCACGUGACCGAGGAGUGGUUUCACGGACGGUGUGAACGAGAUGAGGCGAAGAAGAGGAUUCUGGAGCAUAAGGAUGAGGGGAACGGGCUGUUUAUGAUCAGAGACUCGAAUUUGUUCAUUGGAGACUUCUCCUUGUCGAUUUUACAUGAUGGCAAGGUGCAUCAUGUCAGGAUUCGGUCGAAGAUUAUUGACAAAGAAAAAAAGUACUACUUCAUGGACAACAAAGUGUGUGACACGUUAUACGAGCUGGUCUCCUACUACACCCGUCACUAUCUAACCACCGCCAACUUCAAAAUGGUCCUGACGAAGGCGUGCCCCCAACCACAACCGCAUCUCAAUCAACCGUGGUUCUCGGCCACCGCCGACAAGGAGAAGGCCGAGGAGCUGUUGAGUUUGGUGCCGGAAGACGGCGCCUUCCUGAUACGAACCUCAUCUACGGACCCGUCGGUCUACGUGCUCUCGUUGAAGGUCGACGGCGAGUUCUGGCAUUAUCGGCUGAAACGAGACGGGCGGAUAUUUGUGGUGAAUCAGAAGGUGUUCGAGAAUCUCAAUCAGAUUGUCGAGUUCUAUGCGAAUCGAGAAUUCGUCAGAGGCAUCAGCCUUCGGUUUCCUGUUAACGAGAAAGAUAUAUCUCACUUGACGGCGGAGCUUGCCGAGGCGAGAACUCCCGGUUGCUAUAUGGACCUUAAAGAUUUGGAUAAGGAGGUCCAAGCCCGGGCGUUACGACCGUAUCGAGGAACUGCUGAUGACGAGUUAUCGUUCCCGGCCAACGUGAUAAUUACAGUACUCAGGAAGGAGGAGGGGCUGUGGAGAGGGCGGUAUGGAUCACUGACCGGAUGGUUCCCAUCGGCUCAUGUGCAGGAGAUAUUGCCGGAGAAGGCGAACACGUCGGAAACCAGCAACUACAACACAAUCGAGUUGGCUGGAACUCUUAUCGAGCGCAUUCACGAUUUGGACAGACCGCACGUGAUUCGGAUUUCACAGUCGAAUCAGCAUUGGAUGAAUAAGCAGUAUUUCGUGUUGGCAGCGAGUUCCUCCGAAGAAGUCGAGGGAUGGCAAAACAACCUUUACGAGCUUACCCGAUCUGUGAACACCAAAAUGAGCAUACUGCGCACAAAGGAAAAGGAAAAACGAAUAGCCGCGGAGCUCUCGAACCUCGUCGUCUACUGUCAAGCCGUCCCCUUCGACCCCGCCCACAUCCAAAACGACGCUUUCUACGAAAUGUGCUCAUUUGUAGAAGGAAAACUGGAUAAGCUCGUCGAGAAGGGUCUCCUCCCCUUCAACUCGAGAAAACUCUCCCGAGUAUACCCCAACGGAUCCAGGAUAACAUCCACCAACUAUAGCCCGGUGCCGAUGUGGAAUGCGGGGUGUCAUAUGGUAGCGUUGAACUAUCAAACCGGCGACAAACCGAUGCAACUGAACCAAGGAAAGUUUCUGGCGAAUGGGAGGUGUGGGUACCUGCUGAAACCGGAUUAUAUGCUCACUGAUGAUUUCGAUCCGAUGAACUCCGACAAGUUCACAACGGCCUAUCCAAUACGGUUGAAUGUUCAAGUGAUUGGCGGGAGACAUUUGUCGAGGAGGGAUAAGAAUAAGGGAAUAUGCUCGCCGUUUGUUGAAAUUGAGAUUAUCGGGAUGCCGUGUGAUACGAAAGUUUUUCAAACGAAGACUAUUGCGUCCAAUGGUCUAAACCCGAUCUGGAACCAAACAUUCACCUUCGAAAUCCAAUGUCCCGAAGUGGCACUCAUCAGAUUCCACGUGGAGGACGGUGACUUCGUCGGACCGAAGACCGACCCGUUCAUCGGACAAGCCGUCUUCCCUGUCGACUCGAUUCGUUGCGGAUUCCGCUCGGUUCCGCUCAAAAAUCAAUAUAGUGAGGAGUUGGAACUGUCGUCACUGCUCGUCGAUGUGCAAAUGUGCUCCAGAGAGGGAACACAACUGAUUCGGUCGUCUUCUCACUUUUUGCAGGUUAGUUGGGGUAGGGACAUCCGGACAAACAGAAAGACAGACAGACAACACUGA
Messenger RNA from Caenorhabditis remanei, 3846 nucleotides. RefSeq lists its product as uncharacterized. Bases 1 to 3846 code for a protein of 1281 amino acids. Gene Ontology annotation, molecular function: phosphatidylinositol-4,5-bisphosphate phospholipase C activity; protein binding. Gene Ontology annotation, biological process: positive regulation of epithelial cell migration; phospholipid catabolic process; phosphatidylinositol-mediated signaling. The transcript has 11 exons. NCBI's taxonomy places the organism in Eukaryota, Metazoa, Nematoda, Chromadorea, Rhabditida, Rhabditidae. The record is from RefSeq and is a predicted model, not a curated record.